Molecule: messenger RNA, 1709 nt
Organism: Armigeres subalbatus
Lineage: Eukaryota; Metazoa; Arthropoda; Insecta; Diptera; Culicidae
Gene: Got1
Product: aspartate aminotransferase, cytoplasmic
Exons: 4
Coding region: 176-1402 (408 amino acids)
Biological process (GO): L-aspartate biosynthetic process
Cellular component (GO): cytosol
Molecular function (GO): pyridoxal phosphate binding; L-aspartate:2-oxoglutarate transaminase activity
Source: RefSeq, a predicted model, not a curated record
GUUGGUACACAUUGAGGUGUGCCUCCAUCGCAUUCGCAUCGCAAGAAGCAACUUAUCAAAAGUUCCAUUAUUUAAGCCGAAACGGGCAUUUAUAUAAGUGUUACUAGUUAUCUUGUGCAAUUGCAUUGUUUUCUGUAUAGUUCAUAGUUGAAGAAACGAGCUCGUGCAUCCAAAAAUGAGCAUCUUUGCCAACGUCGAAGUCGGACCACCGGUUGAGGUAUUUGCACUGAACCAGGCCUGCCUGAAGGACAGCAAUCCGAACAAAGUCAAUCUAGGAGUCGGUGCCUAUCGUACCAACGAGGGAAAACCAUGGAUCCUGCCAGUGGUGAAGAAAGCCGAAGCGGCCAUCGUCGCCGACGGUAGCCUGAAUCACGAGUACCUUCCCGUACUGGGAAUGGAUAACGUGACCAACGCUGCCACCACACUACUACUGGGCGACGAAUCCGAGGCCAUCAAGAGCAAGCGUGCCUUCGGGGUGCAGUGUCUAUCGGGAACCGGAGCCCUGCGGGUCGGUGCCGAGUUCCUUUGCCGUAUCCUGAAAAGGACUACUUUCUACUAUUCCUCGCCAACGUGGGAAAACCAUCAUAAGGUGUUUGUCUACGCCGGAUUUGCCGAACCACGCACCUAUCGCUACUGGCACCAAGAGCGGCGUGGAAUCGACUUUGAGGGUAUGAUUGAGGAUCUGAAGGGUGCUCCCGAGGGUGCGGUUAUCAUUCUGCACGCAUGUGCGCAUAAUCCUACCGGUGUGGAUCCAACACAAGAGCAGUGGAAGAAAAUUGCCGACGUUUGCGAGCAAAAGAAGCUGUUUCCGUUCUUCGAUUCGGCCUAUCAGGGAUUUGCCAGUGGCGACCCCAACAAGGAUGCCUUUGCCGUUCGGUACUUUGUAGAACGCGGAUUUGAGUUAUUCUGUGCGCAAAGUUUUGCGAAGAACUUUGGAUUGUACAACGAGCGGAUUGGUAAUCUUACCAUCGUACAGAAGAAUGAGUCCACCAAGGCGGCCGUUGCGUCGCAAAUUACGUUGCUGAUCCGAGGAAUGUACUCCAACCCACCUGCAUUUGGUAGCCGCAUCGUCAAUCUUGUGCUAAACGAUGCAACUCUGCGAGCCGAAUGGAUGGAAUGCAUUAAGACGAUGAGUUCGCGCAUCAUCACCAUGCGGAAGGCGCUAUAUGAUGAACUGGUGGCCCUGAAGACUCCUGGAACGUGGGAGCACAUCACUCAACAAAUCGGAAUGUUCUCAUACACCGGGCUCAAUGAAAAACAAGUUGAUAUCCUGAUCAAAGAGUUCAGCAUCUAUCUGCUAAAGACCGGUCGAAUCAGCAUGUGUGGUUUGACCGAAAAUAACGUCAAGUACGUGGCAAAGGCGAUCAACGAAGCGGUCACGCGUGCGUCUUCCAAAAUUUAGAUUUAACUACGGAAAAAAAGUUUCUGCAACUGCAGCAUUUCGCUUGUUCGAAGAACAUUGAUCCUUAUUGUUGUGUGAUUAUGUAAGUCAUUUGCAAGGCAAGGUAGCAUUAGUUGGUGAGUAGAAUGUUAGAAUGGAAAUUAUAAACGGCAUUUAUCUGUUAUUGUUUUGAAAGCAAGAAGAAUAAAACAUCAAAAUAAGCCUACACUACACGUACUCCACUAAUACAACAAGGAAUGACCAAACUCAAAAGCAAAGCAUGUACAAAUUUUUUAGUAAAUGGAAUCGGAAGAUCAACAAACGAUAA